GUGGGCGAUUGGACGGACCCGUGGGCACUCGGUGGCGCCGCGCCGCUCGCUGAUUUGACUUUUGUUUUUCGGUUGGUUUCUGUGACUCGGAGGCUUAGUGUUUUGUUGCUUUUAACAAGAAGAGAUUGGCCCAAUUUGGAGAAGUUUUGUGGAAGGAGUGUCACCUUUGGUAGCAGGUGGAAGGGGAUGGCGGAUUCACUGGAGUCAACUCCCUUGCCUUCUGUCCAAGAUCGUCUGGCUGUCCUCUGCCCUUCUCGGGAGCUUCUGGAGUACUACCAGAAAAAGAUGGCUGAGUGUGAGGCGGAAAACGAAGACCUCCUGAAGAAGCUGGAACUUUACAGAGAAGCUUGUGAAGGACAGCAUAAACUUGAAUGGGAUUUGCAGCAGAGGGAGGAAGAGAUUGCUGAACUGCAGAAAGCCCUAAGUGAUAUGCAGGUCUGCCUCUUCCAGGAGCGGGAGCAUGUUUUACGCCUCUACUCAGAAAAUGAUCGACUGAGAAUCAGGGAGCUAGAAGACAAGAAAAAGAUUCAGAGUCUCUUGGCUCUUGUGGGAACAGACACUGGAGAAGUGACCUAUUUUUACAAGGAACCUCCCCACAAAGUGAGCAUUCUCCAAAAGACCAUCCAGGCUGUAGGUGUGUGUGAACAGAGUGAAUCUUCAACUUCCAAUGCAGAUCCUAAAGUAAACAAAAGAAGAUCAGCAACGAGAGAGAAGGAGGGAAGUUCUGAGCAGUACCAUAGAGACGUGCAAACACUCAUCUUACAGGUGGAAGCACUGCAGGCUCAGCUGGGAGAGCAGACGAAGCUUUCUAAAGAACAAGUCGAAGGGCUGAUGGAGGACAGACGGAUUCGUGCCGAGGAAAUCCAAGUGCAGCACCAGAGAAAUCAGGACAGAAUCAAAGAGCUAACCCAGAAUCUCCAUCAAACCCAGGAACUGCUCUAUGAGAGCACCAAAGACUUUCUCCAGCUCAGAUUUGAAAACCAAAAUAAAGAGAAGGCGUGGAUGCUUGAAAAGGAUAAUUUGCUAUCAAAAAUUAAGCAAUAUAGGGUGCAGUGUAAGAAGAAAGAAGAUAAAGUUGGAAAAGUUCUGCCAGUUUUACGUGACAGUCAUCAUACCCAAAAUGAAUAUAUUAAGUCCCUAAAGGAUAAAUUAGCACAAGAGAAAAAGCUGUCCACCAUGUACCAAGAGCAGUGCAUUUCUCUAGAAGAGGAACUGGCCCGAAUUCGUGAGGAGGAGGGAGUGAGGAGAGAGAUCUUCAAGGAUCGCACUGACAAGAUGGGGAAGCGCUUACAGGUGAUGACGAGACGUUACGAGGCCUUGGAGCAUCGCCGACUCUUGGAAGUAGAAGGUUUCAAGACCGAUAUUAAGGCUCUCCGACAGAGACUGAAGGACUUGGAGCAGAUGCUGUAUAAGGCAACAAUGAAUGCCCAGGCAAACCAGGAUCUCGCCAUUCUGUGCGAAGUCCGUAACAGCAAUAAACGGGCACAUAAGUUACAAGGAGAACUGAAGAGCCUCAAGUCCAAGUUGUUUGGUCUGGAAAAUGAACUUAGACUCUGCUGAUGCCUACUUUUGGAAAUGGCCCCUGUUUGCAAGAGUUUGCUCCCUGAAACCAGAGAAAAAGUGUAGACCUGGAGUCGGUCAGCCUAUAAGACUGGGUGAAGAAUCAGGGACCACUGAGACAGCUUUCCCCACAGGCUGAGCUGUAUUUAUGACUUGCACUAGCCUGUUAACCUUUUCUAGGCCUCUGGAUUAUAACCUGAAUCACUUAGAGAUUUUCCCACUUUAUCUCGCAUGUUUAUGUUAACAAGUGUUUGUUUUUUCAAGACAAUGAUGAAAACUCCAGAAGAAAGUUCAUUUGCCAUGAACUUGAUGGAAAGUCAUUGGGAAGAACACUCUUUCAAAAGAGAUAAAGGCACCCACUGGGGUUGCCUUUAUCCUAGGCAGAGGGAAAAGGUAGCAAAUCACAUAUUGUCAAAUUUGAAUAGACAGUAGUAGUUCUGCCAUGUUCAGGCAUGAGCGUGUCCUGAAUUUCCUUAUCAGGCACCCUGUGUCCAAGUCUCACCAGAGGGCGCUAGAGACCCUGCUGUAAAGGACAUGUUAAUCUGGAAAAACAAAGGAGCCACCUGGGCAAGAGUGAAGCUAAAGUGGUCUUUGUAUCAAAAAUCUGACAUUUUAUCAGUAACAUGGUUUUUUUUUUUAAUGUAUUUUAAAUAGACUUUUCAAUAAAACAUAUAACAAAAUAUUAAAGUUUCCAAUAUUUUCUUAA
Messenger RNA from Lepus europaeus (European hare), 2266 nucleotides. It is a transcript of the gene CCDC77, whose product is annotated as coiled-coil domain containing 77. Gene Ontology annotation, cellular component: centrosome. NCBI's taxonomy places the organism in Eukaryota, Metazoa, Chordata, Mammalia, Lagomorpha, Leporidae. The coding region runs from base 187 to 1560 and encodes 457 amino acids. The transcript is spliced from 12 exons. The record is from RefSeq and is a predicted model, not a curated record.